UGCGUUUCGUUGUAUUUAGUUUCGUUUCGUUAUAUUUCGUUUCGUUUCGUUUCGAUUCCGUUUCUCACUUUAUAAAUACCCUACUUUGAACAUGUAUUUUCUUAAUGAAUCUUAAAUGUAUUUGUUUUUAAUUGAAUUUCACAAAUUGGAUGUAUUUAACGCAUGAUAAAGACCUUAUGUUUUUGCAAUUCAUAACCGUUACGGUAAUAUCAAAGUAAUAUUGCAUACCGAAAAUGAAAUAAAUAGAGGCAACAGUAGCAUAUAGCUGUUUAAAAGUCAUACAUCGAUUCAGAGGUUACAAAACCGGGGGAAACACAUAAACUUAAAAUAAUUGGUUGAAUUCAAUCUUAUAUUUUUAUAUUUUUUUCUAUAAAAAUCUGAAAGAUGUGGUUGUUUUAUCAAAGACUUUAAAUACUUAAUGAUUAAUACGUCUUGUUUUAUAGCUCGUGAUUUAUCAAAUCUAAUUUUGUUAGCAUAAUGAAUCAUAUUCAAAUUAGUUCUGAUUGCAUCCAAAGGUAUAAAUACAGACCCAAGCCGUCUUAUGAUUGCAUCCAACGGUAUAAAUACAGACCAAAGCCGUCUUCUGAUCACAGCACGUUAACAUAAGCCACCAUGCAAAUGAUAACUUUACUCCUGGUCUCCCUUGUUGGAGCUGUGUAUUGCUCCGUUAUAUUGGAUCAUGGUUAUGGUUAUAAAGGAGCAGGAAAUGGAGGUGGUGCUAACGGAGGAGCAGGAAAUGGGGGCGGUGCUAACGGAGGAGCAGGAAAUGGUGGUGGUGCUAACGGAGGAGCAGGAAAUGGUGGUGGUGCUAACGGAGGAGCAGGAAAUGGUGGCGGUGCUAACGGAGGAGCAGGAAAUGGGGGCGGUGAUGCAUCUGAUGCAGAAGCUGGGGAGUUUUGGUGUACCUGUCGUCCAGGAAAAUGCUUAGAAGGCGAACUUGUUCUAAGCAAAGAAUGCCGACUUGGACCAUUGUUUCCAUGGAAGUCAGAUUCAUGUUGCAAGUGGCUUCCAUGUGCAGUUACUAGCGUUAGUUACGCUGAAGGAUCAAAUGGAAAUAAUGGUGGUGGAAAUGGAAAUGGCGGUGAAAAUGGAAAUGGCGGUGGAAAUGGAAAUGGCAAUGGAAAUGGAAAUGGCGGUGGAAAUGGAAAUGGCAAUGGAAAUGGAAAUGGCAAUGGAAAUGGAAAUGGCGGUGGAAAUGGAAAUGGAAAUGGCGGUGGAAAUGGAAAUGACAAUGGAAAUGGAAAUGGCGGUGGAAAUGGCAAUGGAAAUGGCGGUGGAAAUGGCGGUGGAAAUGGCGGUGGAAAUGGAAAUGGUGGCGGAUAUGGUUAUGUAACACCAAAAGUAGGAUAUGGUGGUGCAGGUGGAAAUGGCGGUGGAAAUGGAAAUGGCGGUGGAAAUGGAAAUGGAAAUGGUGGUGGAAAUGGAAAUAGCGGUGGAAAUGGAAAUGGAAAUGGUGGUGGAAAUGGAAAUGGCGGUGGAAAUGGAAAUGGCGGUGGAAAUGGAAAUGGCGGUGGAAAUGGCGGUGGAAAUGGAAAUGGCGGUGGAAAUGGAAAUGGCGAUGGAAAUGGAAAUGGAAAUGGUGGUGGAAAUGGAAAUGGAAAUGGCGGUGGAAAUGGAAAUGGCAAUGGAUAUGGAAACGGUGGCGGAUAUGGUUAUGUAGCACCAACAAUAGGAUAUGGCGGUAGAAAUGGAAAUGGCGGUGGAAAUGGAAAUGGCGGUGGAAACGGAAAUGGCGGUGGAAAUGGAAAUGGCGGUGGAAAUGGAAAUGGCGGUGGAAAUGGAAAUGGCGGUGGAAAUGGAAAUGGCGGUGGAAAUGGAAAUGGAAAUGGAAAUGGCGGUGGAAAUGGAAAUGGCGGUGGAAAUGGAAAUGGUGGUGGAAAUGGAAAUGGAAAUGGAAAUGGUGGAUAUGGAAGUAUAAGCCAAUAUGGUUAUGUAGCAUCAAAAGUAGGAUAUGGCGGUGCAGGUGGAAAUAAUGGUGGUGGAGCAGGAAAUGGCGGUGGUAAUGGGAAUGGCGGUGGAAAUGGAAAUGGUGGCGGAAAUGGAAAUGGAGGUGGGAACGGACAUAGAGGAUCAACAGUACCACAUGGAAAAUGAAGCUGGUAUUGAUUUUUAGGGAAAAGUGAUACAUACUAAUAGUAUGUUUUAGAUGAUAGUUUUGACGAUUUGUUGAUGGUCAAACUCUAAUAAAAGUAUAUUCCUUCA
Molecule: messenger RNA, 2202 nt
Organism: Mytilus trossulus (common blue mussel)
Lineage: Eukaryota; Metazoa; Mollusca; Bivalvia; Mytilida; Mytilidae
Exons: 2
Coding region: 613-2094 (493 amino acids)
Source: RefSeq, a predicted model, not a curated record